Amorphotheca resinae ATCC 22711 is the source of this 606-nucleotide messenger RNA. RefSeq lists its product as hypothetical. NCBI's taxonomy places the organism in Eukaryota, Fungi, Ascomycota, Leotiomycetes, Helotiales, Amorphothecaceae. The record is from RefSeq and is a predicted model, not a curated record. The transcript is spliced from 2 exons. Gene Ontology annotation, biological process: post-translational protein targeting to endoplasmic reticulum membrane. The coding region runs from base 1 to 606 and encodes 201 amino acids. Gene Ontology annotation, molecular function: protein binding.
AUGACUGAAGUGGCAUUCGCAAAAUCUUUCCUUGCGGCUCUUGACGCAAAACCCACAAAGCUCUCUGCCGACCAUGUCGAAGAUCCGAAGAACUACCCUCCCCGCAGCGCCUAUAUCCUCCCCAAAAACCCGCGUCCCCUUCCUAAGCGGCAAAAGCUCGCGCCGGGCGCCGAACGCUCACUGAUCGUCUCCCUGCGCUCACUCCGCAACCCCCCACUCGACAUAACGCUCAAGUCGCAACCGCCCAACACCUCGAUCCUCAACCUGAAGGAAUCCAUCCACGCGCAGACGUCCAUCCCGAUCGACAAGCUGCGGGUCCUGCAUAAGAAGAAACCGGUCCCGGAUUCCAAAGUCCUGAAGGAUCUGGCCGGCGAGGAGGAGAAGUUGGAGCUCUCGGUUAUGGUCAUUGGGGGUGCGGCUGUGAUGAGGGAGGGUGAUGAGGAGGUCAUUCCGCCGGUGGCACAAGGGGAGAGUGGGGCGGCUUUGUUGAAGGGAGAGGAGUUUUGGAGUGAUCUGAAGGGUUUCCUUACGCAGAGGUUGCGGAAUGAAGAGCAGGGCGAGAAGGUUUACGGAGUUUUCAGGAAGGCUUGGGAGGCUCAAAAGUAA